GCCUGUUCCUUUCGUCUUGGGCUGUCAGCCAUUACCAACAAAAGUGCUGAUCCCUGAGGAGUCAUAGCAAGUUUGACUAAUAUCUCCGCUAAUGUGAAAAGAGUAAAACUUUCCUCUAUACUUCCUGACAAAAAAAAUGGAUAACCCCCUUGACAGCACCGACAGCAAUCUCCAGAAUGAAAGUGGACUGACUGAGAGCAGUAAACCCCAAGACCCUAAUGAGCAACUCAUAGAGGGCAGCAAACCCCCUGGUACAUAUGAAGAGACUGAAUCCAGCAGCCCCCAAGAGCUAAAUGAGCAGGUGCAAGUGAGCAGCAAACCCCAGGACCCAGAUAAGCAGGCUGAAGACAGCAAAAUCCAGGACCUAAAUGAGCAAGUCAGCAAGCCACAAGACCCAAAUGAGCAGGUCAACAACAUCCCAGACCCAAAAGAGCAGGUCAACAACAUCCCAGACCCAAAAGAGCAGGUCAACAACAUCCCAGACCCAAAGGAGCAGGUCAACAACAUCCCAGACCCAAAGGAGCAGGUCAACAACAUCCCAGACCCAAAGAAGCAGGUCAACAACAUCCCAGACCCAAAGGAGCAGAUCCAAGAGAGCAACAAACCCCAAAACCCACAUGAACGGGCUGAAAACAGCAGCAUACAAGAGCUAACUGAGCAGGUUCAAGAGAGUGACAGAUCCCAAGACCAAAAUGAGCAGGCUGAAGGGAGAAAACUACAAGAAUUAAACGAACAGAUCAAAGACAAUGAGCAGCUAGAAAUUCCACCUCAGAAGCAGCCUGAGAAAGAGGCUGUCCUGUCUUCAGUGACUGGUGCACAGGAUGUUCCUUUGAGGGAAACGCAGGCUGAGUCACAUCACGCCCUGGCCCCUGAACCCAGGCUGGAAGACAGUACCCUGCAUGAGCAGGCCAAAGAAAGCAGUCCCCAAGACCUGAAGGAGCAGGUGGAAGAAAGUAGGGAAGCACCCAAGGAGGCCCCCAAGCAACAUUCCCAGAAGGCAAUUUCUCUAUCCACCUCUGCAGUCUCACCAAAGAAACCCAUUAAAAAUAAGAAAGAUGAAGCGUGCAGCACUCAUGCCCCUGGAAAACACCUGCACAGUGACUACUUUUCUGCCAGGCCAAGGAUCACACAGAGCCUGCCGGUGUAUGGAAGAGCACCCUUUCAGGGAUGCCUUUCUCCAAACAGAAAACCCAGAACUGCUGAAAAGGCCAUUCAGUGUAACAAGAUGCUUAUGCGGCGCUUGCCACUGCUUGUGAGGAAACCACCUCAGAGAGUCUUCAUCCCCAAAGCAAAGCCUCCAGUAGAUGACAAAGCAACUCAGAUUUCUCCAUCCUUUGAGAGGCUCCCGAAGAGGCCACCUCUUUUAGCCAAGAAGGAGAAAAAAGAGAACAAGGUGAUCACCCAGAUUUCGCCAAGCAAGACCCGCCCACCCAAGUUGCACAAAAGGAGAAGCAGUAAUUGUAAUUGUCGCAGCGCAGCCGCACAGCCGUCCCUGACACUGAAAAAGGGCAGGAAGCCUAAUGUUAUCUACAAUCUCUAUAUAACCGUCUGUGACAGGUGGAGUGAAAUUGAUCCACUGCAUAUUAAGAGAACUUCUUGGGAAGAUUGUGCAAUGUGUUCAGGGCUGUCUAGGGCCUGCACUGUUUUCAGCACUCUUAAGGCAGAGAGGAUCCAUCUCAGCAAACUCCUCCAGGUCCUGCGCACCCUGGGAAUCCUGGUGACCAGCGAUGAGAUGCAUCAGGCUCUCCAGUUUGUUAAUGUGGAUGGAUCUGGUACUCUGAAUUUCUAUGAAUUCUUGAAAGUCCUGGAUAAAACGUCACCCUUCGCUGAGACAGAGGCUUUCCAAAAUACCCUUCGGGUUUUCAAAAAGAUAAAGAAUGGCACAGUGACUGUUGAUGAAUUGAAACCUGUCCUAACAGACCUGGGAGUUAAUCUGAGCUCUGAAAAUAUACAGCAGACACUGGGAUGCGUGCACAUUAACAAGAAUGGAAAAGUGGACCUUUUAGAAUUCCUACUGGCUUCAAGGAAACUGCAGAGUAGCCUUGAGGAAGAAGCAUUCCAGGAUGAGUAUACCACUUCAGGAAGGAGGCCUUUUCAGGAUGUAGUUGCGCUUGUCAAUGCAGAAUCUAGAUGGAGAAGAAAGUACCAGAGCUAUCUUGAUGAGGAAAUACCAAGCUCCACAUCCCUGCUUGCCCUGCAGGCAUGUCCAGGCUCACAUGAAAAAUCUUCUCUUGCCCAACCACAGAAAAGUGUAUCCUGGAACUCUGACCAGGAAAUCCUCAGCACUGUAUCCCAUGAUGAAGAAGGGGGAGAUAAGGGCCAUGACUUCAAAGAAGCAAAAAAGUCCCACUCAGGCAUCAUUGACCAAAGAAACCCCAGUGUUGUACCUUCCUUACAUACUGCAGAAGAGGAAGGUAAGGAUCAUAACAUCAUGGAAAAGGAAAAGUCCCAGUCAGAUGGGAGCCCCUCGAGCCAGGACACUAUCCAAGUCAAUUAGCUAGUACAAGAAGCUGGACUGCUACUCCUCUCAGACUGGUGCUCUGUAUUCCACCUUGGAAUCUGUGUAUCCCCCACUUCUGCAGCCUCCUUUUCAACCAUGUUUUCAGGUGGAGCAUCUUUCCAAAAUGGGAAAAGUUAAGAAAGGGAGUCAAUUCCUCUUGA
Molecule: messenger RNA, 2661 nt
Organism: Varanus komodoensis (Komodo dragon)
Lineage: Eukaryota; Metazoa; Chordata; Lepidosauria; Squamata; Varanidae
Exons: 14
Coding region: 137-2497 (786 amino acids)
Molecular function (GO): calcium ion binding
Source: RefSeq, a predicted model, not a curated record